Leptopilina boulardi is the source of this 1508-nucleotide messenger RNA. Its product is annotated as malate dehydrogenase, mitochondrial-like. Gene Ontology annotation, biological process: tricarboxylic acid cycle. Gene Ontology annotation, cellular component: cytoplasm; mitochondrion. Bases 296 to 1480 code for a protein of 394 amino acids. The transcript is spliced from 7 exons. The record is from RefSeq and is a predicted model, not a curated record. Gene Ontology annotation, molecular function: L-malate dehydrogenase (NAD+) activity. Lineage: Eukaryota; Metazoa; Arthropoda; Insecta; Hymenoptera; Figitidae.
AAUUACCAAAAUAGAAAUCUACUUUACCGACUGGUGGUCAAACAGUUUUUUGGGAACAAUAAAACAAUAAAAAUUACCGAUAUAGAAAUCUACCUUACCGACUGAUGGUAAAACAGUUUUUGGAAAAUAACAAUAUAAAAAAUUACCGACACAGAAAUCUACCUUAUCAACUGAUGGUGAAACAGCUUUUUUUAAACGAAAAGAGCAUUUUAACCAAAAUAAUUGAAAAAUAACCUAAAAUGAACAAGAUAUUUUCAUAACAUUGCAAAAAAAAAGGAAAAAAAAAUGCCAAAAAAUGUUGCUCAAAAAUUCAAUCUCAAGAGAAAAUAGUAGAUUACUAUUGAAAGUUACUCGUGAAAUAUUUAGAAAAAUACCUCAAUAUCGUUACUUUAGAAAAUCGCCAAUAAUUGAAAAUAAAUCAUUAAAAGUAGCAAUUCUAGGUUGUAAUGGAAGAACAGGAAGAUGUUUGUCCUUAUUUUUAAAGCAAUCAACUUUAAUUGAUGAAUUGGCACUUUAUGAUAUUAAAUCGAUUCGCGGAUUAGCAAUGGAAUUAAAUUGCAUUGACACCAACUCUAAAGUGAAUUAUUCUGAAUCCGGUGAGUCUUCAUUUAAUGAAGUUUUAGAAAAUGCAAAAAUAGUAAUGAUCACUGCUGGUAAUUCAUCAUAUUAUACAACAACACCACCAAACGAUGAAAUUCUUUAUGAAAAUGCUCUUAUUAUGGCAAAAUUUAUUCCAGAAAUUAUUAAAUAUUGUCCAGACGCUUUAAUAGCAAUGACAACAAAUCCAAUUAAUAGUUUAAUACCAAUGGCAGCGGAAAUGUUAAAAAUGGCCGGUAUUACAAAUUUAAAUCGUCUAUUUGGUGUGACAACUAUUAAUAAUAUUCGAGCAAAUACAUUGACAGCAGAUAUUCUUGGUGUCGAUCCAGAAUGUGUUUUUGUACCAAUUAUUGGUGGUAAUUGUCCAAAAACAUGUGUACCACUAUUUUCAAAUGCAAAACCAUGCAAUAGCUUUACUCACGAAGAAGUCGGUAAAUUAAUGUUUACCUUAAGAAAUGCAGAUCAUGAUUUUCAACAAAAAUAUCCCAAUGUGGAAAAUUCGUUACAUUUAAUGGAAGGUUAUGCUGCUGCAAGAUUUUGCAUAUCAUUGUGUAAAGCUUUACGAGAUCAAUCGGAGGUGGUGGAAUGUGCCUAUGUUCGAUCCUGUGUUAUUCCGGAAGUGACGUAUUUCGCCUCGCCUUUGAGGCUAGGUCCAUGCGGAAUUCAGAUGCAUUUAGGUGUGCCACCUCUUUCAGAUUCAGAAUGCAAAUUACUUCAAGUUGCAGUACCUGAACUGAGGGAAGCAAUUAAAAUUGGAGAGACACUAGCUCUUGGAACUGAUGUUGUUUCAUCUGAGAUUUGCCCACCAGACCCUGAACCUUGUACCGAGCAAGUUUAUUCUUCAGAAGCUAGUAAAUCUUCACCACCAUCGUGUAACGAAUAAAAAGGAGUAAAUAAAUUUAUUAUUUUUA